UUUAAGCGCGUAUCUUGUUUACAUCGUCAUGUCGGACAAUUUUCUAAAUUUAUGAAUUUAUAAAUGUAAGCAAAAUGCUGUCGGAAGAGAAUAAUGAUGGAGGUGACAAUGUCGAGGAAAUAAUCAGUAAAUCAGUGAGUUGCACUAAUAUACCAGAGGCCUUUCUCGACAAAAACGUCGCGAAGCGACACUUCGCACAAUUCGGAAGAAUUCACAGUUUCACAUUGUCGCCAAAACGCCGUACCUGUACCGUCGAAUACGAGACAGAAGAAGCGGCCGAAGUUGCUCUUAUUGAUGGGGGAUUCUAUGACGGUGAAGUUUUUGACAUAUUCUUUACGCCGAAGGUUAUUGCGCCGCCUCGUCCUAUGAUUGAUUACAUCGAUCCGGACGUUCAGGAUGAGCUAAGUGCGAUGUCAUCAUCGUCCAGAAGAACAUCAUAUUUGAAACCAGUGGAUGUAGUUGAAGCAUCAAUUACAAAGUCAAUGUCACCGACUCGAAUAUUAGAGCCGAAAAGACCACCCCGCAUUAAGACGUUGGGUGAGCAAAUAAAACCAUUGACAAGACCAGCAGCACUUAAACCCAUUGAUCAAAUCGCUAAAAAUGAACUAGAGACACUUAUGCGAAAGCCGGCAUAUACGUCGGACGAAAAAUAUCGAGUAUUGGAUGCACGUGACAAACUGAUCCGUUUGACGACAUCGAGAAGUACGGACAUUAAGACCGCAAAAAUUACGCAAGGAGUGUGUCCUGAUAUGUGCCCGGAAAAGGAACGUUUAAUGCGUGAAGCUACUCAUCGUGUCUCGUCUUAUGAACUGGAGGAAAACUCGAAAAAUGUCAUGAAGCAUCGCCUAGCUCUGAAGCAAUACGCUCGCAGUUCAGCUGACCAAGAAUCCGCAUUGCCUCAUGAACUGCGUCCGGAACCAAUACUUAAAAUGACAAUGAAUUACUUGCUGCACAACAUUGUUGACUUGUGUGAACAAACCGAUGGCAACGUUGGCGAUUGGUUCCAUUUCGUUUGGGACCGCACCAGAAGCAUUCGCAAGGACAUAUCACAACAGGAACUAUGCAGCCAAACGGCAGUCAGUUUAGUCGAACAGUGUGCACGGUUCCACAUACACUGUGCCGCUAGAUUGGUGGCUGAAGAAGCUCAAAUUUUCGAUCAGAAAAUCAACAGCGAAAAUUUGACGAAAUGUUUGCAGUCGCUCAAGUAUUUGUAUCACGAUUUGAAUUUGCGCCGAGAGGCAUGCGUCAAUGAAGCAGAAUUUCGAGCGUACGUUGUCCUGUUGAAUUUGAACGAUUGCCAAUUUUUCUGGGAAGUUAAACAGUUUCCGCAUCACAUUUUGCACUCAAAGGAGAUUCGCUUUGCCAUUGACGUGUAUUUGGCCAUGGCGAACAACAAUUACGUCAAAUUCUUCACAUUGGUGCGGCAGACCACUUACAUGAAUGCAUGCAUUUUGCUGCGAUAUUUCAAUCAAGUUCGCGUUGGCGCUCUCAAUACCAUGAUCAAAGCCUACGUCCCAAAACAUUCAGCCGUUAUGAGCAUCUCCUACUGGCACUACAUUUUGGCUUUCGAAGACUACGAACAGACGGCACAGUUCUUCGAAUACUACGGAAUGCAAUGCGAUCGAAAUGACGAUCGAGUGUAUUUGGAUCGAAAUUCGUUUUACUAUCCAGAUUUGCCGUUUAUUUUGGAUCGGGCCAUCAAUGUGGUGGAACACAAACGAAUCUGUUCCGUUGGUGAAGCCAUAUAUGGGGCACCGCUUGAAAAAUUCGAUGACUUCCAGAAAUAUGUGCCGCACGACAGUUUUGACGAGAACGGAAUGUUGACAGAUGAAGCGUGGACAGCUGAAGACCAAAACUACCUCAAUCCGCCAACACCGAAACGGAAGUCCGUCCAUACACCAUUUCGUGAGGAGGAGGAACCAGUUUUUAAAGUACCUUUGGCUCCAACGCCGAAAUCGUCUCCCAAUUCGAAGCCAAGUAUUUUCAGCAAAUUAAGUGCGAAGAUCGAUUCAAAGCCACUGCAUGAAAAUGGCACCGUACAGCCACCGUUAUCGGACAAUCUGUUUGGAAAAUCAACAUUAAGUGGUGUGGUGCCACUGAACAACAUUUUUCACGCCUCCAACGACAAACCACCAUCACAUCCAUCAAAUAACAUUUUCGGUACAAUAUCCCUUCCGCAAAAUAUAUUCGCAACAGCAAAAUCUUCGGAUGGCAAUUCAUUGAAGUCUGGAAACAGCAGCACAAGAUUAUUUGGAGGUUUUCAAUCGUCGACACCCAGCAUUUUUGCCAAUUUUACCGGCAGAGCAUCAAGCAUUCAAAGUUCGUUGCCCAAUGAACCUGUUAAAACCAUUAGCAAGUCCAACGAGUCACGGAUCGACGAAAAUGACGAAUUGAAGGAACUGGAACGACAAAAGAAAGAAAUUGAAAUGGAAAUUCGUAAAGAGGAGGAGGCCGAACGAUUGAGAAAGGAAGAAUCGGAGAAAUUACAGCAACAAAAGGAAAUGCAAGAAAGAAUGGAAAACGAGCGAAAGGAAAAAGAGAGAAUCGAAAUGGAGAAGGAAAAAGCGAACGCAUUGAAGAAGCUGCAGCGGAUCGAACGGAUGUCGACGGAAAUCGCAGCUGAAGUGAUCAAUGAAUUUGUUCAGCAAGAGUUGGAAGCAUUAGCGGAGGCGGCAUUGGACUUCUACCAGCAAAUCGAAAGUGCUACCGAAGACAUUUACUGCGAAUUAUUGGCAGAAAUCAUCUUCGAAGAGUCAGCGGACUGUGAACGCAUUCAUCAAGAAAGAAUUGAGACAAUCGAAAAUACACCGAUCUGGGUGCCGGAUAAACCGUUGCCUGAAUUAGUGCCUGAUCUAAUGCAUCCGCUUCAGUGCGAAACGCUAAAUAUGACCGAACGAUACCGACAUGGACGGCCGACGACAAUGACCUGUCCAGCAACACUCGAUAAUUCGAUUGAUCUGUUUGAGAUUAUUCCGCAGCAUCUGAACAGAAAGUCGACCACCAUUGAACGGAUACGAAAGCGGCCAACGUUUUGGAAGUGUGGCAUAUCGAUACCGAGCUCAACGGAAGACACAUCUGGUCCACGUAUCGAAAAGUGGUUGGAUAAAUUAUUCGUGCGACGUGACCCCGUCAGCUCGAAAUUAUUUUUCUGUGAACAGCAAUUCGUUCGGAAUGUUCAGCAAGACGUGGCAAUUUCGUUGCGAAAGUUUCGUGGCAGUGAGAUGAGCAACGAGGAUGGUAAUGUGACUGAAAGUGAUACUACCGGAUUGAAUGCGAUCGUUUUUAUUAUGUCGUCGUCAAAUGCAAAAGAAACUAGAAAGCGAUUACUGAAAGUGAUCCAGCAUAAGAGCGUAAACUGUGCCAUCGGAAUUGUUAUGUUGAAUGUGGACAAAAACUAUGAACAUUACCUCAGAUCUGAACUGCAAUUGAGCGAAUUAGUAACAGAUCCACAAUAUUCCAUUAAGUAUUUCUGUUCAAAAGAAAAUGCCACUUCUGCGCCUGUGGCCAGGGCCAAGUUGCUGUUGAGGUGCUUCAGAUGGGCUGCGUCUAAUUUCAAAUUUAAAAGUUUCCUUGAAAUGCAAACCACAACGUCCUUCUUCGAUCAAUGUUUGGGUAAUCAGUUUUGGCAUCGCAUUCUUACGUCUUCCACGCACAAUCCCGGUUUAUUCAAAGCUGCAACCAACAUUGGCUUCAUAAUUGACACCUAUAACACUGCCUUGGAUCAUCUAGACAAUAUCAUCACGGAAGAUCUAUCAAGUCAUCCACUGUUUCCACAAGAGUUUAAGCGUUUCGUCAAGCUAGCAUCGCAAGACAUUCCUGUGGAGUAUCAAUACUUUCCGGACGACUGGAAAAAUCCGAAUCGAUUGAAACUGUUACGCAAUUUCAUAGUGUCACUACGACUGCAACCGAUGUCACUGAAAACGUCAUCGCUUGAAGACAUUGAAGAACAGCUUUUAAUCUAUGCACACCGUCACAUCUCGGACAAACAACGCUCUGACCGCGCAGCAUAUCGAAUGAUCAAAGCUCUACUCGAAUAUUUAAAAUCCACCAGCGACGAUGACAACAACUUCCAGCAACAGAUCGGUGCAUUCAGUUGGAUUGAUCCAGUGCGCCUUCUUACGUUAGAAAUUCUUGUGUUCCGGUAUGAAGAAGAAGGUCACAGUAUACCGAAAGAAGUUAUCUACAACCGAGACACAUUCAAGCAAUACCACAAUGAUCCGUGGUGGCUUCAGGAUAAUAGUCCGAUGAAACAAGUGCGCUUAUCCUUUGAUUGUCUGGAAGAAGACGAUGGACCAACAGCGAAAAAACCGAAACCAAAUUCCAAUGACGAAAUUGAGCGAUUAAUGGCUCGAGGAGCUGAUGCACUGAGGAAUGCUAGUGCAAAGAUCGAUAAGUUCAAAACGACGGUGAAUAUCGGUAGAGAAAUUACACACGAAUUAGAUUCAUUGUUGUACGAACACGAACGAAAUUUGAGAGUGCAAAAGAGAUGGUCACAAUUGGAGAUGAAUCAAUAGCUUUCGAAUGUCUUUUUUCAGUUUAUUAUUUGUUGUUACAAUGAAUAAAGAAUCGAAUUCUACUCUACUC
Molecule: messenger RNA, 4584 nt
Organism: Bradysia coprophila
Lineage: Eukaryota; Metazoa; Arthropoda; Insecta; Diptera; Sciaridae
Gene: xmas
Product: RRM_XMAS2 and SAC3_GANP domain-containing protein xmas
Biological process (GO): mRNA export from nucleus
Cellular component (GO): nucleus; transcription export complex 2; cytoplasm
Molecular function (GO): nucleic acid binding
Source: RefSeq, a predicted model, not a curated record